AUGGACAACACUACGGUCAAUAAACCAAGGCCAUCUGGUCUACCUAGGCCUUCACGUCUUCCACUACCAUCGGCCUCAAGAGGAAACUUGCAGCAGCAGCAGCAGCCUUCCCGACCUACGAAUACUAUCGUCAACCCACGUUUACGAAGCGCCCCAUCAAGAGAUCACUUAUCGGCAUCAACACCUUCGAGACAACGUAUCAUAGCACCUGCUGCUAGUCGCCUACCCCCGCGACCAAUACAGCGCAAGCCAAGCAACAAUACCUUUCAAAAGCCUCCAAUAGUCGACCAAGAACAAUUUCGGCCAACUUCGAGGGAGGAGGAUGUGAAGGGGCACAGAUUCUCUCCCGUCAUAUCUGAUGAAGAAGAGGGAUUCAGUGGGAGCUCGUCGUCUCGACCCUCCUUAUCCGAGCGAACAAUGGAAACACUACAGCAUAUUCCCCCAUCGCCAGCGGUUCGAAGGAGACAGUCGAACUUUUUCAAUUCUCAGGCUCCUCCACGCUCCGUAUCUCGUGCGAGCUCAUCAUCCAGACCCGGGUCUAGUUACCAAAAUGAUGGGUCUAUGAGACCACCUUCCCGCCGAUCUGCCAGCUCAAGACCGACAUCAAGUGCAGACUCUGGGCAAUCAAUUACUGACUUCCGAUCAUCUUCGGGUACCUUCCGACCCCCACCCACAAGUUAUAAGGCUUCCACACCAAUGAAACGACCAAGUCCUGUAAAGACACUUAAGACACCAACGGUUCGAAGCAGCUUCAGCCCCGGAAGCAUAGCGCAGCUUCCAUCACCCGGCAAUGCCUUACAAAGAUCUCCAAGUCCGGUAAAAACAGAAAAGCUUCCCACGAUCAAAUCUGGUAGCAAGACAUUCAGCGCACGAUCCGUAAAGGAGCGAGCCUCGAUUACUGGUCUGUUUCGCAAACCCUCAAUGCCUUCAAUGGAUCAUUCAUUCGAUGCGGACAGCGUUAGCUUUGUUACUAGGAAGAAGUCGAUGAACUUCAAGGACAUUCCCUCCAAAUCGGUCACAUCGGCUCCUACGGAAGAUUAUGUAGAUAAGCCGUUCGACAAGGACAGCAUGGGAUCUGUCAACGGGAAGAAGUCAAUGAACUCCAAGAAUAUUCCGCACAGAUCUGUGACAUCGGCUCCCAGCGAAGUUGCUUUGAGUUCCGAUGAAACGGGAGAGUCGGCAGUGCCAAAGUCUUCCUCGUCGCUUAGAGACCAAAUCAUGAAAGCUAAAGCUGCAAAGCGAGCGGCAGUAGUCACAAGUGCCGCAAGCAACCAUGAAGAAGCACCUGUAAUUCCCACAGCGUCAUUCAAUUUUGGUCUUUCAGAUGAUCCUUUUAAUCAGGGAGUUGAUCCAAACGCCAGCAAAGGCCUCCUACGCAAACGUAUUGCUGCUGCACGAACCGAUGGACGGCUCAAUGUCGCUGCUAUGGGUCUCAAAGAAAUGCCCGAGGAGGUUAUGACCAUGUACAAUUUCGAUGCACUCGGAGAUCAGGGUGGAUCAUGGGCCGAAGCUGUCGAUUUAACAAGAUUCAUUGCAGCUGACAAUGAGUUUGAAAAGCUUGAUGAGAACAUUUUCCCGGAUGUCGACCCACGUGAGGCCAUGGAAGAUGAUGAGUUCAUGGGUAACCAAUUUGGCGGUCUUGAGACAUUGGACCUACACGGUAAUAUCUUGAAAGAGAUUCCUAUGGGUCUACGUAGACUUGAGCUGUUGACAACUUUGAAUCUGUCAAACAACAAAUUAGGCAAUGAAUGCCUCCAAGUCAUUACACAGAUUAUAUCUCUACGGGAUCUCAAAAUAGCAGGCAACGGACUCUGUGGGACUCUAAGUUCAAACGUAGAAAGCUUAACAAAUCUCGAGGUUCUAGACAUACAACGAAACGCUCUUGACACAUUCCCGGACACUUUCGUACAAUUAGGACGACUGAGGGUUCUCAAUAUCACCGAAAAUAGGUUCCAAUCAUUGCCUUUUGAGAUUCUAAGCCGUCUACCUCUUGCCGAGCUUAUAGCUGUCAAGAAUGGCCUCGCUGGUACUCUUAUUACGGGAGCCGUGGAAAGGUUAUCGCAACUUCAAGUUCUGGAUGUCACGAGUAAUGCUAUUACUGCUCUGUGUGAAUCUGAGCUCGACCUCCCUUCACUUCAUCAGUUGAGCUGCUCCUCAAACCGCAUUGCAAGUCUCCCCGAUUUGGUUUCCUGGGUAUCUUUACGUACAAUUGCAGCCGAGGACAACAACCUUUCUGAGCUACCGCCUGGCUUCGUCGAUUUGCUCAAGGUGAAAAGUGUCAAUUUCAGCGGUAACAAUAUCAAGGUUUUAGAUGACAGAAUUGGUGCAAUGAAAAGUCUCAACAUCUUCCGCAUAAGCGGGAAUCCUCUAAGAGAAAGAAAAUUCUCUGCAAUGUCCACCGAAGAUCUGAAAAAUGCUCUGCGAGCUCGAAUUGCACCAGCCGAGCAAGAGAAAGAUGGUUUUUUGUCUGAGCCAAGCACUCCAAGCACAUCAAGUCGGCCAUCGUCUUCUCAUUGGCCCGUCCAAACGGGAGGAAUUCUUGAUCGAUCCAACACAACUUCACACUCCCUCAAUCCAGUGCUAGCUGCAGAAGUUGCUACACACGAUACAAUCAGAAUCUUACACUUACAACAUAAUCAAUUCAAAGAGAUACCUACCUCUAUUGCUUUCUUUGCAUCCACUCUCACCUCCUUGAGUAUUGCUCACAACGAGUUGACAAACGACACGUUCCUGAAGGACAACCUAGAUCUACCUGUAUUGAAGGAAUUGAACCUUAGCUCCAAUACUUUCCAUUCCCUGCAACCACUAAUACAACAUUUACAAGCUCCUAAGUUAGAGAAGCUUGAUAUAAGUUUCAAUCGCCUAAUCUCGCUACCUGUCCUAAGACCCCAUUUCCCGAGCUUGAUAUUCCUUAUGGCAUCGAACAAUACAAUUCGUGAGUUAAUGCCCGAAGCCGUCCGGGGCUUGAGAACUUUGGACUGCAGCAGCAAUGAGAUAAAUAGCUUGAACUCGCGUAUCGGGCUUUUGGGUGGACCUGAUGGGCUACAGACUCUAGAUGUCACUGGGAAUCGUUUCCGUGUGCCAAAAUACACAAUUCUGGAGAAAGGUACGGAAGCCACCCUUGCAUGGCUGAGAGAAAGAAUUCCUUCUGCAGAGGCAUCUGCAGAGGAAACUAGUCCGGCGGAUGUUGAUUAA
Messenger RNA from Sclerotinia borealis F-4128, 3195 nucleotides. The record is from the annotation of a GenBank genome assembly. NCBI's taxonomy places the organism in Eukaryota, Fungi, Ascomycota, Leotiomycetes, Helotiales, Sclerotiniaceae.